This is a messenger RNA of Tarenaya hassleriana, 1861 nucleotides long. RefSeq lists its product as uncharacterized. NCBI's taxonomy places the organism in Eukaryota, Viridiplantae, Streptophyta, Magnoliopsida, Brassicales, Cleomaceae. The transcript has 7 exons. The coding region runs from base 483 to 1685 and encodes 400 amino acids. The record is from RefSeq and is a predicted model, not a curated record.
GUGUAUUCUUGAAGUUUGCCCCUUUGAGAGCGCGAGAGACCAUGACGUAGCAGUGAAGAGAGGGAUCAUAUGAUUUCAGAUUCAUAUAAUUCCUGGCUGGGUUAGUGAACAAUCCUAUCGAUAUCAGGAGGAGGGUAAUAGUUCAAAGUUUCAAACUUGGAGGAUUCUUCAUCAGAAUCCCAAAAAAAAAGUUUAGGGCUUUCAUAGGUUUCCCACCAACUUGCAUAAAUUCCAGAUCUUCCCAGCUUAGCAAGCCCCUCGGGAAAAUCGAACAAACUCAGGAAAUUCAUAAACAAAUGACCAUACCGUGGAAUCCGCGGAAGACCAAGAGGAGGGAGGGCCACUUGUCAAAUAUUCUCUGUUGGUUCUUUUCCAAGUAUUAAUGGUCUGAGAAUACUAUGCCACCGUACAUAAUGUUCUGUUUCAUUGUUCUUUUGCAAAUGGUAGACAAGAAUCUUGACACUUGAGAGAUUUCAGACACGAUGGUUUCCUCCGAUCAACUUGUGUUCCUGAUUCUGUCCACCGUGGCUUUCCUUUUAGUUGCAGAGAGUUGCAGAACAAUAAUGUCAGACGAGGAGAAACAAGAGCUGGUGAAGCAACUCAAAUGUGUCAACAAACCUGCAAUCAAGAGUUUCCAGACUGACCAUGGUGAUAUACUGGACUGUAUCCUCCUUCACAACCAACUAGCCUUUGAUCAUCCUCUGCUCAAGAAUCGUUCCGUUCAGAUGAGGCCUGCAACUAUACCUGAAUGGAUCACAGACAACAACAACACUUCACAGAAAAGCGGUUUCUUGAAGUUUCUGCAAGGUGGUAUAAGUUGUCCAAAUGGGACAGUGAUUGUUAAAAGGACUACAAUGCAAGAUCUUAUACAUGCGAAAUGUCUGAAAUCCAUGGGACUAAACUACCCGAGAUACGUUCCUUCAAAGGGCAAGAACAUUGAUGUAGCCGGUCAUCAUUUUGCGGUGACUGAAUACAGAUAUCUCAACUACGGAGCAAAGGGAAACCUUAACAUAUGGGAUCCGGAAGUGUUGGCUGAUCAAUUUAGUCUUUCAUGUUUGUCCAUUGCCGGUGGCCCUAAAGCACAACUCAACAGCAUUUCAGCUGGAUGGAUAGUGAACCCGUGGCUGUAUCUGGGUCACAGUCGCUUGUACACCUACUGGACUGCUGAUGGAUUCAAAAAGACUGGCUGCUUCAGUACACAGUGUCCUGGAUUUGUGCAAGUCAGCUCCAAGAUUCCACUUGGCAUCCUUAUAAAGCCGGUUUCCAGUUACGGCGGUCGACAAUUUGAGAUAGACAUCAGCAUGCAUCAGGAUCGUGCCACGGGAGACUGGUGGCUCGUGCUGAACGACGAGUACAUUGGCUACUGGCCAAAGUCAUUGUUCACAGCCUCAGGCUUAGCUGAAGGAGCAUCUUUCGUAUCAUGGGGAGGAGAAGUGUACAGUCCAGUGACAGAGAAGAGCCCGAGCAUGGGCAGUGGCCAUUUCCCGGACGAGGGUUUCAGAAAGGCGGCGUAUGUGAAUGGUCUCAAAGUGAUUGCUUCCACAGGACAAGCUAUAACUCCUACAUCUUAUUCCCUUAAGACAUUCAGCGACAGUCCAAAGUGUUACAGAGCAGAAUACAAGCCAGCUUAUGGUGAGUGGUCAAGUGGUAUCUUCUAUGGAGGUCCUGGAGGAUGCACAUUCUAGGAAAAAUGUCUUAACAUCUUUAUGAAUCAAACCCUUUUCUCUAAAUAAAAUGGUGUUCUGAUUUGAAUCGAUCUUUCUUGAAUCGUUCGGAGCAGAAAUAUAUCCAAAAAUCUUGUUCUGGGUAAAUUCCAAUGUAUGAUUGUGGUUAAUAUUGGAAUAAAGCUGAUGUUGACAUC